Engraulis encrasicolus (European anchovy) is the source of this 4545-nucleotide messenger RNA. It is a transcript of the gene iars1, whose product is annotated as isoleucyl-tRNA synthetase 1. The transcript is spliced from 34 exons. Gene Ontology annotation, biological process: isoleucyl-tRNA aminoacylation. NCBI's taxonomy places the organism in Eukaryota, Metazoa, Chordata, Actinopteri, Clupeiformes, Engraulidae. The record is from RefSeq and is a predicted model, not a curated record. Gene Ontology annotation, molecular function: tRNA binding; isoleucine-tRNA ligase activity; aminoacyl-tRNA deacylase activity. Bases 109 to 3912 code for a protein of 1267 amino acids.
UCAAAGAAGCAGGGCAUUUCCGGUUCCGCCUACACUUUCCCAUCAGUUGCAUCAUUUCCCCCAACACCGCUACUCCUUUUCGACUUGCCGGCGACACCAGCAUAUGCCAUGGUGGAACCAGUGCCUGAAUCCAUCAACUUCCCCUUGGAGGAAGACAAGGUCCUCAAGUUCUGGAAGGAGAAGGACUGCUUUCAGGAGUGUCUGAAGCAAUCCAAGAACCGACCCAAAUACACCUUCUAUGAUGGGCCUCCAUUUGCCACUGGUCUCCCCCACUAUGGCCACAUCCUGGCCGGCACCAUUAAGGACAUUGUCACCAGGUUCGCACAUCAGAGCGGCUUCCAUGUAGACCGCAGAUUCGGCUGGGAUUGCCACGGACUGCCUGUGGAAUAUGAGAUUGAUAAGACCUUGGGCAUCAAGGGGCCUGAGGACGUGGCCAAGAUGGGCAUCGCCGAAUACAACAAGCAGUGCAGGAACAUCGUCAUGAGAUACUCCAACGAAUGGGAGAUAUCUGUAACACGAAUGGGCCGAUGGAUUGACUUCAAGAAUGACUACAAGACCCUCUAUCCAUGGUUUAUGGAGACAGUCUGGUGGGUGUUUAAGCAGCUCUAUGACAAAGGCAUGGUCUACAGAGGAGUGAAGGUCAUGCCGUUCUCCACCGCCUGCAACACUCCACUGUCCAACUUCGAGUCCCACCAGAACUACAAGGAUGUCCAGGACCCAUCUGUCAUCGUCAACUUCCCAUUGGUGGAGGAGGAUGCGGUCAGCCUCAUCGCCUGGACGACCACCCCCUGGACCCUGCCUAGCAACCUGGCCCUCUGCGUCAACCCUGAGUUCAUCUAUGUCAAGGUCAAAGAUAACGCCACUGGGAAGAUCUACAUCAUGAUGGAGGCUCGCCUCGUGGCCCUCUUCAAGACUGAGGCCGAGUACACCCUGCUGGACAAGUUCCCUGGUAAGACCCUGAAGGGGAAGCGCUACAAGCCCCUCUUCGACUACUUCAGCAGGUGUAAGGAGAGUGGAGCCUUCCAGGUGGUGUUGGAUAACUAUGUGCGAGAGGAGGAGGGUACGGGUGUGGUCCACCAGGCUCCAUACUUUGGCGCUGACGAUUACCGCGUCUGCAUGGACUAUGACAUCAUCCAGAGAGACGCCGCCCCGAUCUGCCCCGUGGACGCCUCUGGCUGCUUCACUGCCGAGGUCACAGACUUUGUCGGCCAGUAUGUCAAGGACGCUGACAAAAACAUCAUCAAGUGGCUGAAGGAGAAGGGACGUCUCGUGAACGCCAGCUCCUUCAAGCAUAGUUACCCAUUCUGCUGGAGGUCGGACACGCCGUUGAUCUACAAGGCAGUGCCCAGCUGGUUUGUGCGUGUUGAGCACAUGGUGGACAAACUCCUGGACAACAACAGCAAAUGCUACUGGGUGCCGGAGUUUGUGCGGGAGAAGCGCUUCGGAAACUGGCUGCGUGACGCUCGUGACUGGGCCAUCUCUCGUAACCGCUACUGGGGUACCCCCAUCCCACUCUGGGUCAGCGACGACUUCGAGGAGGUUGUUUGUGUGGGCUCCAUGGCAGAGCUGGAGGAGUUGAGUGGAGUGAAAGUAACUGAUCUGCAUCGGGAGAGCAUUGACGGCCUGACCAUCCCGUCGCGCUGUGGCAAGGGGCAGCUGAGGCGAGUGACUGAGGUGUUUGACUGCUGGUUCGAGAGUGGCAGCAUGCCCUACGCCCAGGCCCACUACCCCUUCGAGAACCGACGGGAGUUUGAGGACACCUUCCCUGCCGACUUCAUCGCAGAGGGCAUUGACCAGACCAGAGGAUGGUUUUACACCUUGUUGGUGCUGUCCACUGCCCUGUUUGGCAGACCGCCCUUCAAAAAUGUGAUCGUGAACGGACUGGUGCUGGCCAGUGACGGACAGAAGAUGAGCAAGAGGAAGAAGAACUACCCCGACCCCGGCGUCAUCGUGCAGAGCUACGGCGCUGACGCACUGAGACUGUAUCUGAUCAACUCUCCGGUGGUGCGUGCUGAGAACCUGCGCUUCAAGGAGGAGGGGGUGAGGGACGUGCUGAAGGAUGUCUUCCUGCCCUGGUACAACGCCUACCGCUUCCUGGUGCAGAACGUGCAGAGGCUGCAAAAGGAGGAAGGCAUCCAGUUCCUCUACAACGAGAACACUGCCAAGAUCAGUGAGAACAUCAUGGACAAGUGGAUCCAGUCCUUCACCCAGUCUCUCAUCCAGUUCUUCAAGGCUGAGAUGGAUGGGUACCGGCUGUACACAGUGGUUCCCAGGCUGGUGAAGUUUGUGGACAUGCUCACCAACUGGUACGUGAGGACCAAUCGCAGGCGCCUGAAGGGUGAGAGUGGGACGGAGGACUGCCUGUGGGCGUUGGAGACUCUCUUCAGCGUGCUCUUCUCCAUGUGCCGACUGAUGGCUCCCUUCACCCCUUUCAUCACGGAGAUGAUGUACCAGAACCUGAGACAUCUUAUCGACCCCUCGUCUGUGGAGGAGAAGGACAGCAGCAGCAUCCACUACCUCAUGCUGCCCCAUGUCAGGGAGUCAUUGAUUGACAAGCGCAUCGAGAGCGCUGUCUCCCAGAUGCAGUCCGUCAUUGAGCUGGGCCGCGUCAUCCGAGAUAGGAAAACCAUGCCUGUGAAGUACCCCUUGAAGGAAGUGGUGGUGAUCCACCAGGACUCUGAAGCUCUCCAAGACAUCAAGUCCCUGCAGAAAUACAUCCUGGAGGAGCUGAACGUGCGCCAGCUGACACUGUCCACCGACAAGGACAAGUAUGGCAUCCGUCUGCGGGCAGAGCCGGACCACAUGGUGCUGGGCAAACGUCUGAAGGGGGCCUUCAAGUCCAUCACCGCCUCAAUCAAGGAGCUCAAGAGCGAGCAGCUGGAGGCCUUUCAGAAGACAGGCUCCAUUGUGGUAGAUGGCCAUGAGCUGCAUGAGGAGGAUCUGCGUCUGAUGUACACCUUCGACCAGACGUCCGGCUCGGCCACCCAGUAUGAGGCCCACUCGGACGCCCAGGUGCUGGUGCUGCUGGAUGUGACUCCAGACCAGUCCAUGGUGGACGAGGGGGUCGCCCGCGAGGUCAUCAACCGCAUUCAGAAACUACGUAAAAAGGGCCACCUGGUCCCCUCUGAUGAGAUCACGGUGUACUACAGCUGCAAGCCUCAGGCAGACUACCUGGACAAAGUCAUCCAGGCCCACACAGACUUCAUCCUGGCCACCACCAAGGCCCCCAUGAAGCCAUACCCUGUACCCAACACUGCCAGCGUCAUUGUGCAGGAGAUCACUCAGUUGAAGGGCACAGAUCUGGACCUGACCAUAGUGAAGGGAGCGGCUGUGUGCAAGGCGCCCAUCAAUGGUCCUGCCUGCUCCUACGUCAACCUCCGGCUGCAGCUGGGUAACAAGGAGCAAGAGGGAGUAGUUCUGUUGGAGAACCCCAAGGGAGACAACAAGCUGAGUCCUGAGCGGCUGAAGCUGGUGUGCCAGAGUCUGUUCGGCCAGAACAACGCCAACCUCACACUCACCAGUGGGGGACGCGAGUUAAGUGUGAAGAGCGAUGUGUCUGCGCUGGCUGGGCAAACCCUGCUGCUGUCGUCCAACGGUGUCUCCAGCGCCGCUCCCUCCUCCAGCACACUGGCCUGCCCCUACGUCAACCUCCAGCUCUGCAACGCACAGCCUGCAGAAUGCCAGAGUGGCGACGUGGCAACGCUACUGCUGGCCAAUCCGGUGGGGCAGAACGUCCUGACGCACGGCAGCCUGCUGACCGAGACCGGCAAAGUGUUUGGCCUCCGCAGCCGCAGACUGAAGCUGUACCUGGACCAGGACCUCACACAAGAACUCACAGACCACUGUCCUAUGAAGACCUUGAACAACAAGACCCUGUUUGUCCGAGUGCUACCAACAACAGCAGAAGCUUGAACCCGAGAACGACCUGAGAACUUCAUAUUCCUGAAAAUGUCCACCUUCAAUGAUAAGAAUGCGGUAGCAACACUACCAACCUGUGAAAGAACGGUGUGGAAAUGUGGCCAUCGUCAACAUUAAGAAUACUGUACAAUUUGUACCUACUUGUGAAAGACCAAUAUGGAAACACUCUGCUAGGACUUCAAUACACCAGAUGAGAAAGGGACUUCGCUCCAGGGUUCACCGUCACGCCUGGAUAAUGGUCAAGCCUAUCCCCCAUACCUUUAUGAGGGAGAAGGGCUCUGUUUUUAGGAGUGUGGUAGAAUGACAUGACAUCUGAAAAAUAAAGUUACAAAUAAAUAAGUAAAUGAAUAAACCUGCCUUUGUGGGCAAGAACGACAGGAUGCAAUUUCACAAUUCAAGCUCACAUACUAGCUGCAACACAGUUGUAUUUGUAGAUCAACGUGGAAGGUUGUGUGCUGUACAGUGCAUAUGUCCUUCUUGUUUCCUUUUCCUAGACAGAAUAGCUUCCUCAGGACUUCUAUCUUACAAAGCACAUGAGCAGACUAAUCUCUCUCUGUGAGCCGACAAAAAUGUGUGGAACAUGUAAUUGUGCAGAGACAUGCAAAUGAAUAAACACCUUUGUCAGCC